GUGACUUCAGCAAUCAUGGCUCCUGUAGGACCUGUUGUUGUGCAGAACCCCAUCAGCAAGAUGAAGCGCCCUCCGCCACCGGGCAUUCAGACCAACGGAGUCGUCGCCACGACCCCCUCGCCGUCUCCCUCAGCUUCGGCCAAGAAACCUCCGCCAAGCGCGAAGCAACCCACACCCAAUCCGGGGGUGGAGCGCAACAUCACCACCUCGACUGUGCGACCGGUAAAUCGGGUUCGCCGCGACACGAUAACACAACUCGGCCGAAAUUCAAGGAAUAGCACAGGCUUGCGGUCUUCUUCAGUGGUGGCCGAUCCGCAAGGUUUGGAUGGGGGGCCCCGGCCGUAUGUUGUUACCGAUAGCUACGUUCUCAAGAGAAAUGCUGGUAAACGACCAUCAUUAGUGGUGCAUCUGCAUCCCAACCAUUUCCGAUUCGACGGACAGGAUAGCAUCUUCUCCUACGUAUCCCCAAUGCGGAUGUUUCUACAACACCUCAAGACGAGAACAAUCCCCCAUGAUAUCCUGGAAUACUUAGUCCAGGCUAACGUUCCAUUCUACGAUGGUUGUCUAAUUGUUCGCGUUCAUGAUCAUAAGUCAACAGCUAAGAGCCAAGAAACCGCUCGUCCAACAUCAUCUUCCAACGCCCCCGACCCCUCAUCCGUUCAUAGCCGCAGCCAAUAUCUUACACCUUCGCCCUAUGUUGCCUUUCCGAAGGAAGGGACUGUACCGACAGAGGAGACCAAUCCCGCCGAAGCGGAAGUAAUCAAGGAGGAAGCGAAGGAAGACAAAGAGAAAGAAAACUCAACAUCAACAACGCACCAGGAUGGGCAGAAGUCGAAGACUCCCGCUAAACCUAAAGUCUAUACCUUGGUAUUACACCCAACUUCCGAGAGCUUACAGCGAGAUCUACUCAUCAAGGCGACUACACCUGCUGGCGGAGAUGGGCGCCAAACAGAGGGGACAAAUGGUGUCCCUCCCUCAACACCCAUGACAUUGGUUCCUCCAACCCCGACAGCUGCCACGAUGCCACCUCCGGCAAAACGGCAAAAGAAGGUCAAAAUGGAGCUCGAACCAAACCAUCUUGCUGCUGCAGAAGGCCAGAUUUUAUUGGCAACUGAAGCACCCCUAUUCCUAGAACCUACCAAGACUUUGGAGGAGCAAAUAAUCCUCCUGGAUGCGAUGGCGCAUCCCAAGCAUUCUGGACCACCGCCCGAGCCAAAGACUCGGAAGAGAACAGUCGCGGAGAUGGCAGCGGAUGAGGCAGCGGCGGCUGAACAGGAACGCUACAUGCUUCUCCUGGAUGAACGGUCCGGUACCACAAGCGCGCAGAAUGCCGGCGGCACAGACAGCGAUGCUCAGAAUGGCGCAACCGCAUUUGAGCCUAGAUUUGAACGAUUUAAGGUUAUUGCAGAUAUCAAACGGGAACAUGCGGAGAAGAAGGAGCAAGAAAAGAUCAAGCAACAGGAGAAUGAUAGGCGACUCCAGCAGCAGAGACUGCAACAGCAACAGGAGCAGGCGCAGGCGGCACAGAAGCAGCAGGCUGAGGCUGCAGAGAAGGCAAGACGUGAGGCUGCCAUCAGAGAAAACCACGCCCGACAGCAAAGCGAAGCACAAAGAGCAGCAAUGGCCGCCAGAGCAGUACAAAACACUACACCCGUUGCACCGCCGAAGCAGGUCAGCACACCACAAAACAGUGCCCCUACGCCGCAUGUCCACCCUCAGCAAAACCCCAUUGCUACUAAUAACAUGCCGAACGGCGGUCAAGUUGUGCCACAGCAGCCACCAAAUGCUGUCCAGAACGCUGUCAUGGCUGGACAAGCCCAGGCUCGCUUUCCUGCUCAGAUACAGCAGCAAGUGGUGUCGGCGCAAUCACCUAUCAUCCGCCAGGGCACUCCUCAGAACCAUUCGUCGCCCAUGGUUAAUAACAGUGUACCAAUGCAGCAGACGAGUUCUGCCAUGGCUGCCAGUCCUCCCCGACCAUCCUCUGUGGUACAAAACCCGCCCAUGUCUGUUCCCAUGGCGCAUAAUAUGUCUGCUAGGGGGAGUCAGCAAAGUCACCCCUCAGGGACGCCACGCAUGCCGCACUCUACUCCUAACAUGGCCCAUGGCACUCCUAUCAGCCGACCGGCAAUGGUUGCAACGCCUCGUAUGACCCAGGCGAGCCCGCCGCCUAACAUGAUGGCACAGAACUCCCAGAUGGGUCAAAUGAUGAUGAUGAACAACCAAAACUUGGCCCAGCAGAAUCCACAAUUGAUGGCACAAUUCGCUGCACAACGUGCGAUGCAACAACAGCAGCAGCAGCAUCUCCAGCAGCAGCAGCAGCAUAAUAUGCAAGGAGCCAAUCUUAAUGGGAACAUGGUUGCACAAAUGUCACCACAGCAACAGCAGCAUAUGAUGGCGAUGAUGCAACAGCGACAGCAAUAUCUUGCUCAACAACAACAACAGCAGCAGCAGAUGCAGCAGCAGCAAGGAGGCAUGCCUACUCAGCAACAACUCGCUCAGCAAUAUUCUCAGCAGCUACAAAACAUGCAAGGCAACCAGAUGCGCCAAAUGACCCCUCAGAUGCAGGCUCAGUUGCAAAUGGCUAGGAUGCAGCAGCAGCAGGCAGCGCAGCAGGCGGCGGCGGCUCAGCAGCAGAUGGGUGGUAAUGCCAUGCAGAGGCAGGUCAGCAGCCAGAUGAUGAACGGAAACAACGCGAACAUGCAGGCUAUGCUCCAGAUGCAGCAGCAGCAGCAGCAGGCUGUACAACAGCAGCGGCAAAUGAGCCAGCAGCAGCAGCAACAAAGCCCCGUGCAGAUGCAAAUCCACCAGACAGCAAGAAGCGUGUUUGCUAGGAUGAUCCAGGAGACUACUGUUAAGUACGGUGGCCGGGAGCAGGUCCCAGAAGAGGUGGUGAACCAAGUGAAAGCACAGUCAAUUCAGCAGGCGCACAUGAUUGUGAAGAACACGAUUGCUCAGCGUCAAGCCGCACAGCAAAACCAAUUGCUGAUGCAGCAGCAGCAACAGGCUAUGCAAGGAAUGGGUGGCAUGAUGGGCCCCCAAAUCGCAUUCUCGAUGCAUUCGUCACAGCUAUCUCCGCUCGUUCUAUCCCUCCUCCUAGCGGUUUCGCCGGCAUCGUCAACCAACAUCCUGCACUGCGACAACCUGGUAGUCGACAAGCACAAGUUCGAUCUCUCGGCGCUCACGGGACCCCACUCCGUCGUUACGUCGCGGUACAACUCGAUAGCAGAUAAUUACCACAACACAACCUAUACUCUCGAUAUCUGUCGUCCUCUGAAGAAGACCGGCAGUGGGAAGAAAGGCGAGGAAUGUCCCAACGGUACUCAAGUAUGCGCCAUUACCCGGCUUUUGAAGGACGACGUGGACACCAUUGAUAAUGUCAUUGCCAUCGCUGGAGCGUUGGAAGACAACGGCGGCACGCAGUUCGAGUACCAAGCGACACGUCUGAAAACGAGCGACUCCAACUCUGAUUCGCAAAAGGAGGGAGUGAGGUUGGUGCUGAAAGGUGGCAGAGAGCCCCUCGAAGGAAAGGACCGUCGGGACCAACGCGCGGUGAUUGAGUUUCUUUGCAACAGCACCAUGACCGGCCUGGAGGGCGAGUGGCGCUCGGAAGAUCGCUACGAUGGGGACGAGUUCGAACAGCUGGGCGCUCGCGACGAAAAGGACGACAAGGGUGACGAGAAGUCCAGCUCUGAACACCAACUGCUCAAUGACGGCGCGGCCCUUGUCUGGGAGAGCUACGGCGCAGAUGAUGCUGAGAAGAACGUCGACACUCUGCGACUUACCUGGUACACCAAGCACGCUUGCGAAAGCAAAGAGGACAGCGGCGAUGACGGUAGACAGAACAACAACAGCCACUGGGGCUUCUUUACUUGGUUCAUUAUCAUUGCCUUCCUCGGUGUUUCUGCCUACCUCAUUUUCGGCUCUUGGCUGAACUACACUCGUUACGGAGCACGGGGAUGGGACCUCCUCCCCCACGGCGACACUAUCCGAGACAUUCCAUACUUGCUGAAGGACUGGACCCGCCAGGUGCUCAACACAGUACAGGGCACCGGAAGUCGUGGUGGAUAUAGCGCUGUCUAG
Messenger RNA from Clonostachys byssicola, 4080 nucleotides. The record is from the annotation of a GenBank genome assembly. NCBI's taxonomy places the organism in Eukaryota, Fungi, Ascomycota, Sordariomycetes, Hypocreales, Bionectriaceae.